Aptenodytes forsteri (emperor penguin) is the source of this 1839-nucleotide messenger RNA. RefSeq names its product putative cation exchanger C521.04c. The annotation marks the transcript as partial. Gene Ontology annotation, cellular component: membrane; endomembrane system. Gene Ontology annotation, molecular function: calcium:proton antiporter activity. The transcript is spliced from 17 exons. NCBI's taxonomy places the organism in Eukaryota, Metazoa, Chordata, Aves, Sphenisciformes, Spheniscidae. Gene Ontology annotation, biological process: calcium ion transmembrane transport; intracellular calcium ion homeostasis. The record is from RefSeq and is a predicted model, not a curated record.
CUCUACUCCGACCUCAACGUCAUCCGGGGCUCCGGAGGGUCCACGGUGACGUGCGGGAAUGUCCUCUACCUGCUGCUCUUUGGCUGGUGGCUCUCGCUCCUCUACGUCCUCGUGGCUGCCAUGAUGUUCAUCACUGUUGUGGGGGCUCCUUAUGGGUGGCUCUGCUGGGACCUGGCCGGGUAUUUCCUCUGGCCCUUCGGCAAAGUGAUCCAGAAAGUGGAGGUCCCCAAAUCCCGCCAGGUGCUGGGUGCGUGUGACACCGGCGUGGGGGAGAGCUCAGCCCUGCUCGGUGGCCCCGUGCCGCGCCGCUGGCGCCCACAGUGCUGGGUGGAUGCCAGAUACUGGCAGUGCGCCGGCACCGUGGUGUGGCUGUGUCUGGGCUACCCGGCGCUGGUGCUGGCCCACGGGCUAGUGUGUGUCACCGCGUGGCUCCUCGUUGUCCUCAUCCCCGUGGCCAAGCUGAGCGCCCGCACCGUCGCCCGUGUCCUGCUGCUGCUGCCCCCGGAGCGGGUGGUUGUCCGGCGUCUGAGGAUGACGGAGGUGCCACUGGAGGGGGAGGUGAUCCUGUGCUGCUACCGCGCCGUCAACCCCUACUACUACAAAUAUGCCGUGGAUGGCAUCAACGUCUUUGCAGUCAACCUGCUGCCGUUGGUGCUGGUGACGCUGGUGCUGGGCUACGUGGACAGCCACAACCGCCUGACCAGCUCUCCCGUCAAGUUCACAUUGGCUCUGCUCUCCAUCAUGCCUCUCUCCUACUACAUCGGAAUGGCCAUUGCCAGCAUCUCUGCCCAGAGCAACUUUGCGGUAGGAGCGGUGGUGAAUGCUACGUUCGGCUCCAUCACGGAGCUCACCUUCUACAUCACGGCCCUCAUCAAGGGCUCGCGUGAGGGCAACCGCUGCUAUGCUGAGAUCGUCAAGUCGGCAUUGACGGGGACGCUGGUGGGCUGUGUCCUCUUUGUCCCGGGUCUGUGCAUGGUGAUUGGGGGCGGCCGGCACCAGGAGCAGCGGUUCAACAACCGCUCAGCGGGGGGCCGCUCAGCCUCUUCCUCUUUGUCCCCCGCAGGUGUCUUUGCCCCAACGCUCUUCUCCAAGGUAUAUGGGAAGCUGGUUUGCGGCGAGUGCCACAACGUCACCCAGAACCCACUGGGCCACUACCUCUGCCACAACUGUCACUUUGACCUGAUGGAGAACAACGGCACCCUCUACUACAGUCAUGUCCAACCCCUGGUGUACACAGUGUCCCUCCUGCUCCCCGCCGCCUACCUCAUCGGCCUCUUCUUCACCCUGAAAACUCACUCGCACAUCUACGACAUCCACAUCAGUGACUGUCACAUGCCUGGCCACCACCACAGCGCUGUGGUCCACUGGUCUCGCUGGCGGGCCCUGGUUAUCCUCCUGCUCUCCACCCUCUGCAUGUCAGCCUGUGCCGACCUGGCCACAGAGCACAUCAGCCCCAUCCUCACCAACUCCACCAUCUCGCAGUACUUCAUCGGUGUCACUGUGCUGGCGAUGGUGCCUGAGCUGCCGGAGAUCGUCAAUGGCAUCCAGUUUGCCCUGCAGAACAACUUGAGCUUGAGCAUCGAGAUUGGGAACUGCAUCGCCGUCCAGGUCUGCAUGCUCCAGAUCCCCAUCCUGGUGCUCUUCACCAUCUUCUAUCCGACCAACUUCACGCUUGUCUUCAGCGACCUCCACGUCUACGCCAGCAUGUUCAGCGUGGUGCUCAUGAACUACAUCUUCAUGGAUGGCAAAUGUGACUACUUCCAAGGCACGGUGCUGGUGAUGGUCUACUUCAUCCUCCUGGCUGUGUAUUUCUUUGCCCCAUCGCCCAGUGGUUGCUGA